Messenger RNA from Uncinocarpus reesii 1704, 9930 nucleotides. RefSeq lists its product as uncharacterized. Gene Ontology annotation, molecular function: catalytic activity; phosphopantetheine binding. Bases 1 to 9930 code for a protein of 3309 amino acids. NCBI's taxonomy places the organism in Eukaryota, Fungi, Ascomycota, Eurotiomycetes, Onygenales, Onygenaceae. The transcript has 6 exons. The record is from RefSeq and is a predicted model, not a curated record. Gene Ontology annotation, biological process: secondary metabolite biosynthetic process; amino acid activation for nonribosomal peptide biosynthetic process. Gene Ontology annotation, cellular component: cytoplasm.
AUGCACUCGGACCUCAAUCGGUUAUCGAUAUUCAGUAAAACAUUGUUCGACACUGUUACAAAACUUCUCCCGGCAUAUAUGGUUCCAUCCUUCAUUUUCCUUCUCGAAACGCUUCCCAUGACGGCGAACGGAAAGGUCGACAAGCAGGUUUUGGCCAACUUCGUCUCUGAGGCUACCCCUGAAUAUUUAGAUCUUUUUGCCAAUAAUGCUGAGAUACACAGCAACACCGAAGAACUUUCAGAGACAGAGUCAAAAAUUGCGGAUGCAGUCGCUACUGUCACGCAAAUUUCGGUAGCCAAUAUCGGAUGUCACACCUCAUUCUACCGUCUAGGCAUAGAUUCAAUCCUGGUGAUAUCUUUAUCGAGACAGUUAAAGCUGGCUGGACUGGGUCAAGUGGAUAUCUCGGUCAUUUUGAAAAAUGACACGGUUUCCCGCCUCGCUGCUGCAAUCAAUCACCGCGAUAACACCGGAGUCACGAAUCAGGAACAAGAUUCUGAUUUCGAAGCAUUAUUCCCGCCUGAAUUUAUUUCGCAAAUCAAACGCGAUGCAAAACAGUUACAGAGGACAAUACGAAAGAUCUUGCCGUGCACUCCUUUGCAGGAAGCUAUGCUAUCACAAGUGAUAGCCAACGACCAUAAUUCCUAUUUCAAUCAUCUCACAUUCGAAAUAUCGGGGAAUAUUGCGAAGUUAAAAUCAGCAUGGGAGACCAUGCUCGCACGGCAAGAUAUUUUGCGGACUUGGUUCCAGCCAACAAACGACGCUCGGUAUGCAUUUGCCCAAAUUGUGUUGGAUAGUGCGGAACUUCCCUGGAGCUCUGUGGAAUGUCCAAGUACAGAUGUGGACGCCGUUGUUGAACGACAAAAAACAUCCAUUCUAUCUGCUGCGAAAUUCUCUUUGCCGUAUGCUUUCAUAGAGCUUCAAAAUAGUACCACGGGGAAGUCAGAACUACAUUUGCUGAUUCACCAUGCAUUAUAUGAUGGGGAAGCAAUGUCACAGUUGCUUCAAGAGGUUGAGCAAGCUGUUCUUGGGCUACCAUUGCCGUCUGUCGUACCUUUCGUCCUUUACAUUGAGCAGAUGGCCCAGGCGGAUAUCGAAGCAGAAGAUCAAUUCUGGGGCAGUUAUCUGUCAGGAUUUUCUCCCACUUACCUAGUUGCCCCAGCGCCGAAUAUGGAGCCGACGAGGCCCAAUACCUGUACCACUUGUUUGGAUAUUCCACUUUCUCGAGUGAUGGACUCGUGCAAGACAGCAUCUGUUACUCUUCUCAGCCUAUUACAAGCCGCGUGGGCAAAAUUGAUGUUUUCCUACUCCGGAUCAUCUGACAUUUGCUUUGGAGACGUGUCUAGCUGUAGGACCCUACCAGUCGAUGAAGCGGAGCGUAUUAUCGGCCCAUGUUUUAAUACUCUCCCCUUGAGGGUGAAGCUAGACAGGAAUACUGUCAAUUGUGACCUUAUGCUCCAACUGCGAAAAUCUAAGGCGGAUAUGCUUCCAUACCAACUUACAUCUUUACGUCGACUACAGUCCCGUUUCAGUCCCAAUGGCUCGCGGCUAUUCGAUAGUCUCUUGCUCCUUCAGAGAAGCCCCCAACAGUUAAACAAGGAGAUAUGGAAAUUAGUUGACGAAUCUGGAAAUAUGGAUUUUCCGUUUAUUUGUGAAAUCGUUCCGGACUCCGACAAGGAUAUCCUUCAACUACAUCUUUACUGCAACGGGCCACAUGUUCCAAAGGACGGUUUAAGUCAAAUGUUGGAGGGAUAUAUGGACUCUAUUCGUCACAUUCUCCAAUAUCCACAUGCCAGAACUACUGAUAUUAGCAUGUUGGAAGGCGGUGUUCCUACAUUUCUCAGCAUUUCAAUGCCAGUGGCCGAGAAACAAACUAUCGCUGAUGAACCUUUGGAGUGGUCAAAUGAAGCAUUGGAAGUUAGGAAACUAGUGGCAGCCCUGGCGAGAAUCGACCCGAAAAAUAUCAAACCUACGACAACGAUAUAUAAAUUAGGUCUUGAUAGCAUCAAUGCCAUACAGAUUGCCUCCAAUCUGCGAACAAGAGGCUACGAUAUUGCGGCAGGUGACCUACUAGAGUACGCCCAUGUACAACAGUUCAGACCGUUGUUGUCAAUAGAAACGAUAUGCUCAGGACUGGCUUUUGUCAUGUCAAAAGAUGAAAUGUUUCCAUUUGCAAUGGUCACAUAUAAGCCCGGUAUUCUUGAUCUUCCCUGGCAUGACCACCCAUCCGGAGACGGAUAUGAUUUGGUAAAGAAUUAUGACAAGCCGAACGGCACGGAUGCCUUGGACCAACUUCACCGUCCACCUUGGUUUUUAACAGUGCAAACAUUGUCGACCCAUACGAUUGUUCACUUUUCUGCACUUCACGCUCUGUACGAUGCACAUUCGUUGAAUCUCAUUCUAUCGGAGGUUUCUAGGUUCUACAACGGCGAUCCCCUUCCAGAACCAGUGCCAAUAUCCCCUGUGCUGGCAUCAAUCGUGGCUAAAAAUGCCCGGGAGGUUGAAAAUACGGAGAACGUAUGGGACGAACUCUGCAGAGACAUGCCAGUUACGAAGUUCCCUGAUCUAAAUCCUCGACGCACAGACAAAAGAGAGAUACGCACGCUCACUAAGCUUUGUUCAAAGUCAUUAUCUUCCAUCUACAAGGGCUGUGCCGAGUCUGAGGUCACUUUGCAGGCUGUUGGGCAAGCCGCGUGGGCACGGCUACUGGCCUCCUAUAUAGGAGAAAGCGAUAUAACAUAUGGAGUCGUCCUUUCUGGUCGAGGCAUGCCCGGUGACGCUCAAAACGCCAUUUUUCCCUGCCUUACAACCCUUCCAUCUUGCUACAUUGUCGAGGGUAGUAACAAACAGCUCGUCCAGGCAAUAAUGAGACUUAAUUCGCUUCUUAUUAAGGGCCAGCAUGUUCCUUUAUCCAAACUUCAACGCAUUGCCGGUUCUGACACGGCGUUGUUUGACACCCUUUUCGUGUAUCAAAAAUUCACACCAACCGUGGAGGGGAAGCAGCUUUGGACUACUAUUGGAGAAAAGGCUGUUACCGAUUAUCCUGUUUCUAUCGAGCUUACUCCUAAGCUUGAUAAACUCGAAUUCUGCAUAACAUUCAGAGACGAUAUCUUGCCCGUUGAUCAAGCGCAACUAUUACUCAGUCAGCUUGAUUGGCUUCUAAUGGACAGCCUGUUCUCUCCAGAAUCCGAUUGCACAAGCGCUCAGACGAUGGAUCGAGCGCUUAAAUGUGCCGUCCCUCGAAAAGAUGUAUAUAUUACGGCUCCAGUCAGUCUCUUACAUCAAUUUGUUGAAAUAAAGGCCAUUGAAAACCCAUCAAAAAAUGCUCUUGAGUUUGCAUCUCGAUCGCCAGGCUCUGACGACAUAUUGACGAUUCAGAGUUGGACAUUUAAAGAAUUUAAUGACCAAGGUAAUAAAUAUGCCAACCUCCUUUUACAACUCGGGGCAUCAGUAUCAAGGUUAAUCGGAAUUUGCUUCGAUAAAUGUCCUGAAGCGUACUUCGCUAUACUCGCGAUUUUGAAGAUAGGGUGCGCGUACCUGGCAUUAGACCCCGGGGCACCCAUCGCACGAAAACAGUUCAUUAUGGAGGAUUCAGGAUCUAAACUUUUACUAUGCACAUCCGACAAAAAGGAAGAAUUGUUGAAAAUUGACGGUGUCAAGGUGAUAGCCCUGGAUGAUAUCGGACUUCUGGACAAUAUCUCGUGCAACUCUCCUGUACUCGAGCAUCCAGUCAGCGGUGACGAUACUUGCUAUUGCUUAUAUACUUCUGGAAGCACAGGUACACCAAAGGGCUGUGAGAUAACCCACAGCAACGCUAUCCAAGCAAUGCUUUCAUUCCAAAGGUUAUUUGCUGGACAUUGGGAUGACACAUCUCGCUGGCUCCAGUUUGCCUCGUUCCAUUUCGACGUCAGUGUGCUGGAGCAGUAUUGGAGCUGGAGUGUCGGAAUCUGCGUUACUUCAUGUCCCAGAGAUGUCUUGUUCGAAGACUUAGCAGGGACGAUUAGAGAGCUUGAAAUAACGCACAUCGAUUUGACACCUAGUUUGGCUCGUUUGCUUCACCCCGAUGAAGUUCCCUCACUCUGUCGUGGAGUAUUCAUUACUGGUGGCGAGGCGCUGAAGCAAGAGAUUCUGGAUGCUUGGGGGUCAAAGCAGGUGAUAUAUAACGGCUAUGGACCGACAGAAGUCACAAUUGGCUGCACGAUGCUCCCCAGAGUGACAAAAUGGGAUAAACCGUCGAAUAUUGGACCUCAGUUCGAUAACGUUGGCUCCUUCGUUUUCAAACCCGGGACCAAUAUUCCAGUGUUGAAAGGUGGCAUUGGUGAACUCUGUGUCUCUGGCCCGCUUGUUGGCCGUGGUUACUUGAACAGACCCCAAUUAACAGAGGAGAGGUUCCAGUAUCUCGACGAAUGGGGCGAGAGGGUAUACCGCACUGGUGACCUUGUGCGAAUGCUCUAUGAUAACAGCUUCUGUUUCCUUGGGCGCAUGGACGAUCAAGUUAAGUUACGUGGUCAGCGGCUUGAAAUAGAGGAAAUCAACCACGUUAUUAAGUCAGCGUCCAAAAUUCUAGGAGAGACUGUCACUAUGGUGUUGAAUCAUCCUUCGGCAGGUAAAGAGCACCUUGUCUCUUUUAUCACCCGUGGGGAGUGCUAUGACAAAGAAUCAACCGUUACUAUCGACAUGGGACGUGAAGUUUAUGAAAUAUUGGGCGACGUUCGAAGAGCUUGCAAUCUAAAUCUUCCCGGCUAUAUGAUUCCAACGCAUAUCAUUCCACUUACCCGCUUUCCGCUUUCGCCAAAUAAUAAGAUCGAAAUCAAACGGCUAAAGGAGAUCUAUGCUAACCUGACACCUGAACAAAUGCAAAGGCUUAUAUCACAUGGUAAUGAGAAAGGGGAAAUCACCUCAAAAGUAGUGGGAGAUGUUAUUUCGAUAGUCUCUGAGCUAGCAGGUUGUGACGCGGCGGAUGUAGGACCGUGGUCCAAUAUAUUCCAACUCGGCCUGGAUUCCAUCUCUGUGAUAUCGCUGGCUCGAGCACUUAAGCAGGCUGGCUUCAAUACUGCUCAGCCAGCUCUGAUCAUGAAAAAUCCUGUGAUCUCCGUCCUCUCAGAAGAAUUACAACUAUCCGCUGAUCACGUCAAAUCCAGCCUCCGAUUAUAUCAGAAUGCCAAACAAUCAAUCACUGCCUUUGCUCACCGACAUCUUGGUUCGCUUGCCGAAGAGCUAUGCAUUCCUACCAAUAUAAUUGAGGCUGUAAGCCCCUGUACACCUUUGCAGGAUGGGAUGAUAUACAGAUGCCUUGAAAGUCAAGGCCGUACGUACCUCUCGACUUUUACGUUUGAGUUGUUCCCACACGUUAGCAUUCCCCGGUUGAUGGCCACAUGGCGGAAAGUUCAAGGCCUUUGCCAGAUCUUACGCACCAAGUUCGUGGCCACAAUGGAUGGGUAUGCACAAAUAGUACUCAAAGAGGAUAACUUUCCGUGGUUUGAACUUGAAACUUCUGAUGACUCUGAAUUGCGCAUUCUGUCACAGAAACGAUAUACAAAGUGGAGUUCAACACUCCACCAUUUCACCGACAGGGUCUGGGAAAUCGGAACGGUAUCUGGGCCAUCUGGUACAUUAAUGUGCUUGAAUAUGUUUCAUGGCUUAUAUGAUGGCAUUAGUCUCGCGCUGCUUCUUGAAAAAGUUGUUCAAGUAUAUGGCGGCGAGGAGAAUAUUGAAACAUCAUUAUUUUUCGAUGUGCUGCCAUUUGGUCCGCUUUGCAAGCAGCCUGAUGCUGAAGCUUUCUGGGUCCAACACCUGCGAGAUGUCAAACCCCAGACACUACCUUCCAACUCACACGCUUUCGGGGAAAGCCAACACGUUCUCACCAUCGAGAUAAACGCACUGGAGCAUUUCCAAGAGGUCAGACGAAAUCUAAAUGUUACAGAACAGGCCGUUAUCCAUGGCUGCUGGCUUGACGUGUUCGAAAGACAAUUCGGUUUCAUUCCUACACUUGGAGUCGUGAGCUCCGGCCGGAGCCUAGAUUUCAGCGGCGCGGAAGAUGUGAUUGGGCCAUUAUUCAAUACAGUUCCGUGCCAUAUCCCGAUUCCUAAUACCCUUUUAUUAUCAGAACUUGUCCGGGCUUGCCAUGAGUUUCAUGCCUCUAUGGUUCCAUUCCAACACACGCCGUUACGUGAUAUUAUCAAAUGGACAUGCCAGGGGGUUGAGAACCCUUUGUUUGAUAAUCUUUUUGUCUUUCAAAAAGCACUUCCAGGCUCUCACACGCUCUGCGACUCACUCUGGGUCCCUGUAGCGUCUCAUGGCGGAGCUGAUUAUCCCUUGUCUUUUGAAGCCACGGAUAAUGGAAAUGCCACAUUGACCGCUAGUAUUGUUGUCAAGGAGCAAAUUUUGUCUUCGGAGGCUGCAAUAGACCUGUUGAAUCGAUUCAAGGAUACUCUGUUGCGAUUCCUCGGUGAUCAGUCUGUGGCUUUACGUCCUUCCGGUGAUAGAUCAAUCGCCAAUUCUACCUCUCCCGGCAAAAUACAUACAGAAACAGAACAGUACUCGAGAUCUAAAUCUGUGGCUAAUGGUCACUCUCACUUUGAAUGGAGCCCUAAAGCCACACAACUCCGGCAAGAGAUCGUCGGAUUGGCCAAUAUUGAUGAAAUUGCAGUCAAUGAAAGCACUUCAAUUUUUGAACUCGGUUUGGAUAGCAUUGACGCUAUCAAACUUUCCUCGAGACUCAAAAAGUCAGGCCUGGCGCUAUCUGUCAGCAAAAUAAUGCAUUGCCAGACGAUCGAAGCUAUGAUAAAAGAGAUUGUUGACCAUCGCGAGUCAGAUAAUCAUUCUUUCGAGGCACUCACGAGUCUGGAAAACGCUCUUCGCGCAUCUCUAGAAGCUGAUGCCAUCGACCUUACUAGUGUUCAGCACGUUUUGCCCACCACGCCUCUACAAGAAGGGAUGCUUGCGGAAAUGAUUGCUUCCGAUUACAUGCAUUACUUCAACCAAGAUGUUCUUGAAAUUGAAGAGCACGUAGAUAUCGGCAAGUUGAAAAACGCAUUUGAGAAAACAAUUGAAGAUAAUCCGAUUCUGCGAACAGCAUUCACGCAUAUUUCAGAUCCCAAUUUACCGUUUUCAUUUGCACAAUUGGUUAUGUGUUCGGGCAAACCAAUGGAUUGGGCGGAGAUACCUACGAGCGAAAGUUCAAUCGAUCACAUUUUUGAGGAUGAAAGGAGGAAUGCGGUGAACGAUAGCCUGCGACUCCCACUUUUCAAAAUACGCCUUUUGCGAAACCGAGACCAAAGGUUGUUGCAUAUUUCCAUAGCACACGCGCUCUAUGACGGCUGGGCACUCGAUCUACUGCACCAGACUAUCGCAGCAAACUACUUCGGUGAGACUACGCAGCCAUCGUCAUACCACGCUACCCUAGAAAACAUCGUAAACUCAUCGAACCGGGUAAAAGCCUCCCAAUUUUGGAAAGGAUACCUGAAAGGAGUGCAGCCAACUUCAUUCCCAACGCAAACCGAUUCAAAGGUUCUCAAAAUCUAUCGGGACGAGAGAACUCUACCUCUGUCCAAUACGAAGAUUGUCUCAUUUUGCAGAAAACACAAAAUCACGCCUCAGACGCUAGGGUUGACCUGCUGGUUGAUGACGCUUGCAGGCUACGUACAUCAACUUGAUCUCGUUUGUGGCACCGUGAUGUCAGGCAGAGACACUGCUGCUGCUGAGGAAGUAAUGUUUCCCACGAUGAGCUCUGUUGCCAUUCGUGGAAUCCUUCACGGCUCUCGACAUGAAAUGCUACAAUAUAUCCAGGAAAUGAUGGGCGGUAUACUUGAAAACCAACAUUAUCCACUCCGAAAAGUGAAAUCUCUGUCUGGAAUUGGAAAUCAGCCCUUAUUCAAUACAUUAUUCAUAUACCAAAAGAGGCCCGUGAGAGACCAUAGGGCGCUGUAUAAAUCAGUUCGAAGCUCAUCUGAUGUUGAAUAUCCAAUUUGUGUCGAGAUGGAAUUAUCAAAUGAUGCAGUCGUUUGGCGCGUUGCUUGCAAAAGUACAAUUAUUAGUCUACCCGGCACGACAGAAUUACUGGAUCGAAUUAGCCAUUGUUUUACGGAGCUCUUGGACAAUCCUAACAAUCCAACUGUGGAAUUCAAUGAUGAGACAGUGUCCAUUUGCGGCUUGACGUUUUCAACCAUCUCGGCAGGAGGUCUCGAAACAUCGUAUUCUUCACAGAGUAGUGAUGCAUCCCCAGAAGGAUGGACUCUACUAGAACGUGACAUCAGGUCCGUGCUAUCAUCAGUUGCGAACACUUCCGAGAUGGAUAUCGGAAAGCAUACAACCCUUUUCCAUAUUGGCCUGGAUAGCAUAAGUGCAAUCAAGGUGUCAGCUUUACUUAAGAAGAAAUCUGUGAUAUUAGCAGUUAGCGAUAUGCUACGUGCUGGCAGUGUUGAAAAGAUGGCACAAGUUGCCCGUAUCUCUCAAUCAAAAGCGGAAGUGCUUGAUUCAAAAUUAAUAUGCUCUUCUAUGUUGAGAGAGGUUGGCAUUGAUAGUCUGCUACGCCAUCAUAAAAUAGUGUCGGAAGUCGAGGGCGUGAUGCCAGCAACACCAGGUCAAAUAUAUAUGCUAGAAAUGUGGAAGCAUUCCAAAGGGAAGCUCUUUUUCCCGAGUUUUCUCUAUCGCUUAGAAGGGAGCAUAACGCAUGAGGAACUAGAAAAAGGCUGGAGCAAGACACUUGAUCGGCUUCCGAUUCUUCGAACAACGUUUCUCCCAACGGGCCACUCGGGGAUACGCUAUAUCCAAGCAGUUUUUAGGACAGUCGAAAACCCAAUCAUCUGGCGAAAUAAUCUCCAACAUCCUUCGGAUAGGCAGACAGAAACAAAUGCAAGGUUUGUAACCUUGUACGCGUCCAAAACCGUGUCAGAAACAAUAGUGAUGUUGCAUAUCCAUCACGCACUGUAUGAUGCUGUUAGUUUGGAGCAGAUUAUAAACAUGCUCUCCGCGAAUUGUUAUCCCGAAAAUAUACAGCCCACAUCGAUACUGGAUAUGUCCGAAUUCAUAGCUUUCAGUAGUAUCAGUUCCCCCCCAAAUGCUCGAAAAGACUUUUGGACGAAAUACUUAUCAAAGGCAAAUCUCGAACACGACACUCCGCCAGAGGCCUCUUUCGACUGGCUAGAUAUGACGGAGACCUAUUGUCCUUCCCUCAUUUCAAGCAUCGGCAAAUUAGAUAAAGCAGGUCGAAAACACGGCGUAUCGAUCCAGUCGAUAUUUUUAGCUGCAUACGCUAAAGUACACGCGAGACUCUUUCCUCUCUCGCCUGGGUCUCCCCUGAUCGUCGGCAUUUAUCUUGCUAACAGGUCCCAUGCGAUGGAAGGGCUUCCGAAUCUCCCCGCUCCAACUUUGAAUAUUGUCCCCCUUUGCAUUGAAAAUCUGGAACAAAGCAAUAUAAUUCAACUCGCUCGCAAUAUCCAAAACGACAUACGCGAGAUCAGUAAUGCGCAAAACUCCUUCGUUUCCUUGUAUGAAAUUGCGGAAUGGACGGGAAUAAAGGUGGAUACGGUUGUGAACUUCCUAAGAUAUCCGGAUUCCACAGAGCAGUCGGAUGCCGCGCUCUCGAAAUUUAUACCGUUUGAAGAGCUAGAUAUGGUGGAUAUCCUAUCCAAUGCGGGCACGGCGGACCAGGCCACAAACUCCAGAACACCAACUGGAAUUCCUGUGGAGACUACAACUUUGAUACAUAGCCCAUCCUGGUUGAAUGUCGAGGCAAUGGGACCAGAAGAAGUCUACAAGAAUCCAAUCCAGCCGUCGAUAGAUAUUGAAGCAGCGAUCAGGGACGGUUCAUUAGAUGUUGGCAUCUUUGGCCCAAGUUCUCGCGUAGAUACUAGUACUGCUAAUGCCGUAUUGGAGGAGUUGAAAUGUAUGCUGCAGGAUGUGUCAACGUCAACGGGCGACCAGCGAGGAUAG